Messenger RNA from Acanthoscelides obtectus, 4561 nucleotides. The record is from the annotation of a GenBank genome assembly. Lineage: Eukaryota; Metazoa; Arthropoda; Insecta; Coleoptera; Chrysomelidae.
UUUACACCAAAUUUACUGGAAGUCGUGCCACUAAGGAUUGACAGAGACACGUGCUACCAGCAAGACGGAUACCUGGUGCACUAUGCUCGUUCUGUUAGGGAAUAUCUUGAUGCGAAAUACCCGAUCUGAUGGAUAGUGUGGUCUGGUACAAUUUCGUGGUCACCUGACUUGAAUCUACUAGAUUUUGUUACUGGGGAGCGGUGAAGAAAAAAGUUUACUCCCUCGUUUUCGGUUUGACGUCGACUUUUGGGACAUACAAGUUUAAUAAAAAGAAGGUAGCUGUUGCAUUAUCUCACCCAUACCACCCAUUCAAUGUAAAAAGAUAAUUUUCUUGAAUAUAUUUUUUACCUUUGUUUUGUUUCCGUUUUUAUUAGCAAAUAUUUAUCGCCAGUCGUCGACAUAUACUUCUGCCAGAAAUGUGAUUAUUUUAACCAACCAGUAAGUCUUCCUAUGUAUUAGCAUUGCAUUUAUAAUUUUUUUCUUUUUCAACGUGUUUUGGUGUUUUAAUUUUUGAAGCCUUUGCUUGGUUAUAGAAAAUCACGUGUACCUGAAGAUGGCGUUUAGCCUGUUGUAUUUUUAAUAAGCGUUUUAAGGGACUGAUUCCCACGAAUUUAAAACUUGAAUUCAAUAAGCAACUUUCGUCUACGAUAUACCUGAGCGCCAAACCCGCACGCCACUGGCUAUCGACGCCGACGUCGGAGGUCGGUGCAUCAGAUCAUAUGCUGACGACGCCCUUAAUAUUUUAUAUAUCGUAAGAGUUCAUGGGUUAACACUGAUAAAAGUACGUAAUAUUUUUCGUAGUUAUCCCAAUUUGAAAAUAGUAAACAUUCCAAACGUACUCAGAAACAAACUAGGAACGAGUGAACUUUAUCUCAUAUGGGCUAAUUUAGACUUUUUAAAGCAAAAAUGAAACUUUGUGCAUCUGUAACUUUGUAUACAAAUCGUACUAAAUUUUUACAAACUCCUAAUAUAUGCUGAGCAUUGACGAUGUGAUAAAAGUUAUAGAACGACAUUUAUAUUUCUGGACAAAUACAAAAGCACCAAGGCAAAUCUGGUACUCAAAAUAUAAAUGAGAUGGCCAAAUGCUUUUCACCAGAGUUAAAUUUUGGGGCUUGGUGUUACUAUUAUUCAUCUACCUCAUAGGGGUGUUACUGUUAUCAGCAUUGUCACUCAACGAGUCCAAAAGUACUGCAAUCAACAAGGGCAGUUCAACGUUUACUAAACACCAAAUAUCGAAACUGAAAAAUUUCGAAUACGGACUAACAGGCUUUAAAGCAGCCUUACGUAGGUCCAAAAUAAAUUGGUGCACGGAUCUUAAGUACCAAGAUCCUCCAGGGGAAACCAUUGCAUUAGCUUCUUUCCCUGGAAGUGGAAACACUUGGUUAAGAUACCUAUUGCAACAAGCUACAGGAAUAUAUACUGGGUCGGUCUACAAAGACUACGGAUUAUUGAAGAACGGUUUUCCAGCGGAAAGCGUACUGAACGGUUCCGUACUGGUCGUGAAGACCCACGAAUGGGGCCCUAAAGCUAGGAGCAGAUUUACGAAAGCUUUGCUCUUAGUCAGAUCACCCGCCGCGGCGAUUCAGGCGGAAUUCAACAGGCAGAGUGGCGGACAUAUUGGAUUCGCCUCGCCUGAUCGGUUCAAGAGAUUGAAAGGUCGAUAUUGGCAGCAAUUUGUAUCUGACAAACUACGCGGUUGGCAGCAAAUGAACUUGGACUGGUUGUUCAACUUUACCGGGCCCACCCACGUAAUCUUCUACGAACAACUGGUUGACGACGUCCCACACACGAUGCGUGGAGUUCUUGACUUCAUCGGUGUUCACGUGGACCGGGAAUUAUUCAGGUGCGCCAUGGAUCGCAGAGAAGGUAUCUACAGGCGGAAGAAACGUGUUCUAAAUUUCGACCCUUACACGAAGGAAAUGAAGGAAAAACUGAGAGAAGCUCAGCAAAAGGUAUACGAAGCUAUAUACAACUUUGCUGCACCAGCUGCUAGGUGAUACCAAACCUUGACCUAGAAAUAAGCUCUCAUAUGGUUGUAAACAAAUCCUGAUCGAAAAAAUGGUACCUUUAUAAUCAAUAUACAGUAUGUUACCACUAGUACUAUACAACUUGAGCCUCAUAGCGGGUAUAAAUAGCAACACACGUGGCUGGAACUGGCUUAGGUGAGCUGGGAAUAGGAUAAAUCAUGACGAUUUUUCUGCGCAAAAGGGUGCUUUUAAGGCAGAGGUAGAAUUACAUAUAGGUAUGAGUAUACAGAUGUUCCUAUAGUGUCUAACGUAUACGUUAGAUGAGUAUCACGAGACUCGAAUUUUAUUUUUUGUUCAUUACACGAAAUGAAAAAAAAAUGCCAAAUUUUUGAAUAGCUUGCAGACAGUGCAUUUCGAGAAUUUUAUAGUACUUGACUUUUCGAAAGCCAAACGGGGAUUUUUGCUAAAUUUGGCUUUGUGCCAAAUCUUCGAAUAUUCCUUUGGUCGAUAAAGAAAUGAUUUUUCAUUGAAUAUUUUAUAGUUUCGGUAUAUUUUGAAGCCUAUUUUUCUUGAGUAUUUUCUACCACUGAAAUUAAUUUGAAAACAUAACAUAAUGGUAAAAAAAGUGUCAAAAGUAGUACCAAUAUACCGAUAAAUUAUUGUAAAACUGCGUAAACAAACUGUAGGUGUAUACAUAAAAUACGAAUCAUCAUACACGUAUGCAUGCAUGAAAAAAAAAAAACGCCAUUGAUACAAGCAUUGGUGAUAUUUGUGUAACACUUUAUUUGUAUACAACCUGGUGCGUAUACAGGGUGAUUCAGAGAAACGUGGCGAUAUUUCUAGGGCAGCAAGUAAAUAAAACAACAGUAGAAGUUUCUAUGAACACAGGUCAAAAUACAGGGUGUUGUAAAUUUCGAUUCAAUGAUGAGACUAAAUAAUGACAAAACAAAUAAUGCUAUGGUCGAAAAUAAAUAUUCUUCUAAUACACUACAUACACUUUUCAAUGUGAAACUUCAAAAACAUAGAUUUAAGUUUUUUAUACGGAUUUUUACCUCAAGCAUUCAGGACCAAUUCUUCACUAAAUGGAGUUGUUUAACAAAAAUUGCUCAAAAGAAGCGAUUCGUGUAAAAUUGAAUUCCUUAUUCAAAAAUGCGAUAGAUGUUGCAAAAUAUGGCGUAAUUUUGUCUUACUUCCUACGCCCCUAGGUGAGGAAGUAUUGUUAAAUAAAACAAGAUGUUAUGGUUAUGUCACUCAUUUCCGUCUGUCAGUCUGUCGGUUUGUCGGUCUUCCUUGGAUCGACUGUAACUUGGGAAGUGCACUAUGCCAAGGAAAAAAGCUUUAUAGUUUUUGAAAAUCGAUCCAGUGGUGGAGGAGCUAGGAGCAAAAAAGUAAGAAAAAAUAGCCCAAACUCCUUUUUCUAAUGUUUCAUGUGAUACUCAUCAUUUUUAAGUAUAUAAAAAAAACAUUUGUUAGGUGGACUCUUCCGUUCGUCUUCCGGUGUGGUUGGCGCUGACGUCACAGUUCACGUCAAGCACAAGUUCAAACAAAAUGCGGCGUUGCCAAUGCGCCAACGUUAUGAAUCGGGAUGGUGCGUAUACCAGACAAGAGUUCGAUAUAUCGUAUUUGACAUUACUACAUUACAAAAUCUUAACACAAUCCGAAACAUUAAGAUUUUUUCGUUUUAGAAAUUAAAACUUCAACAUGUUUCUCGGUAAGGGAUACUUUCACAUUUUAGGAUUUUUAAUCAUGUUAUUUUUGGACCUACUUUCUAUCCCGGAAAUGUCGCCACAAUUUUCUAGAUCACCGUGAAUAAAUUCCGGGUAUUGUUAGGUUAUAAAUGCUUUAACUAUUAUUAUACGAGAUCGGUAAAUUAUGUGAUGAGACUGAUUACUUUUUAUUUUUUUAUUCAAAUAUAAUUAAAAUUGUAUAUUGUCACCCUCAAAAUAACUUCCUUCUGAAGCAUUUCAGCGCUGGAGACGGUUCUUCCACUCCUAAUAGGAGUGCUGAAACUCCAAUAUUGAAAUAGCCGUCAAAUCGCCACUUUGGCGAAAAAUCGCUACGCUUGGCAACACUGGCCGGAUCACAUGUUCCUUGCGCCUCCAGUGUUGCCAGAUCGAACGCUACGUUGCCAGUCACGUCACUUAAUUUACAGACCUCGUAUAUAGCAGUUUCUUUUACAUAGAAACUGAGCUUUGUGAUAUUUUUUUGUAGUCAUUAUUUAUUUAAGUAAAAUAAUGCCAAAGAAGCUGUGCGAAACAGAUCCAUCAAAUAGUAUAAUUUUUCAUAAUGUUGUGUUGUUAUCUUUGCUCAAUGUUAUUUUAAAGUUGUUAUUUAUUCGAUAUUUAUAUUUGUACUUACGUAAGGAAUACGAAUCAGAAGGGCAAUCAUAAUAUCGCUAGGAACUGAGAUUUGUUGUAAAUAUAUGUAACAUGUAACGAAGUGUUGUUGACAAUUCAUAAUAAAUGUUAUGUAUACAAAAAAGAGUACUGGUUAUUUUAACAGUUACAGAUUUAAUCUGUAACUAAUUAAAAUAAUGCUUUCUCUUACUGUACAUACGCUUUUUGAAUAAACUUGAAUGAAGGAAUUCACAGAAA